GAGAGUCGACUCUGUUCGCGAUCGACUCUUUGCCCUAGCUUAAGUUAGCCAGCUAGAUAAAUGGCGAGUGCUGCGAGUUGAUGGGUCAGAUCUCGCUGUCGCAAUUAAAAUCUUCUCGAAUUUUCUUUGUGUUCUGUCUCGUUAACUGUCCCAUGUCGCUAUAGCAACCCGGAUAAAGUGGCUAAUCGGAGCUAUGCCAAGAUUCCGCUUGAGUUUGGUGUGUUUCGGUUCACUGCUGUUAUUUAUCGGUGCUUCUACACAUCGUGGAUCCUCGCAUUUAAUCACAGAUGAGAUUCCCUUUAAAAUCAACUGGCCUGGGGAACAUUUCAGCUUGCCCGACUCCGGAGCCCUUUAUGAAGAAGAUGACUUUCUUAUAAUGACAACGACAGAAAAGGAGAAAUACAAGUGCUUAUUGCCUUCUCUGUCUAAGGGAGAUGAGGAUGAAGAGAAGGAGUAUAAGGGUCCCGUUCCAGCUGUUCUUCUCGCACCGUUAUUCAAACAGAGCAGCUGCUCAUACAGGAUUGAGUCUUACUGGUCCUAUGAGGUGUGCCAUGGUAAACACGUGAGGCAGUAUCACGAGGAAAAAGAGACUAGUCAGAAAGUGAACGUUCAGGAGUAUUUCCUGGGAACCAUGACCAACAAACACACUGAUUCUUCAGAAGAAUCAGAAGCUAGCAAAGCUGAGGAUGCUGCCAAUGAAAGACUGGACCUCAGCAUGGAGGUGCCCACUAAGAAUAUAGAAGGCCAGCUUACCCCUUAUUUCCGGGUGGAGAUGGGGAAUGGGACCCCAUGUGUGUUGAAACAGGAUAAACCUCGUUCUACGUCUGUGCUGUACGUGUGUCAUCCGGAGGCUAAACAUGAGAUCCUUUCCAUUGCCGAGGUGACAACCUGCGAGUAUGAGGUGGUCGUGCUCACACCACUGCUCUGUGCUCAUCCUAAAUGUAGGUUUAAGUCUUCGCCAGUGAAUGCCAUAUUUUGCCAGGCGCUGGCAGGCUCUCCGCUCCGACCCAACAGCCUCUCUCAACUGGGCAAGCAGCAGGAAGAGCUACUUGGGCCACAUUUCAGCCCUCCCACUGAGCGAGAAGAGGACACAUCGCCUGUGCGUGAGGAAGCUUUUAGCUCUACCCACAAACCCAUGGCAGCAGGUGGACACAACCAGGUGACGGUGGGAACCACCCACAUAUCUCGACUGACCGACGAGCAGCUCAUAAAGGAAUUUCUGAGCGGCUCAUAUUGCCUACAUGGGGGUGUGGGAUGGUGGAAAUAUGAAUUCUGCUACGGAAAACAUGUGCAUCAGUAUCAUGAGGACAAAGAACAAGGGAAGAGUAUUGUAGUGGUGGGAAGUUGGAAUCAUGCUGAGCAUUUAGAGUGGUCUAAGAAGAACGUGGCACGCGCCUACCAGCUUAAAGACGAGGGAACCCAGAAAGUGAAGGUGGUAUCUCACUUCUACGGCCAUGGAGAUGUGUGUGACCUCACCGGGAAGCCAAGACAAGUCACUGUAAAGCUCAAGUGUAAAGAAUCCGAAUCUCCUCACGCUGUUGUUGUGUAUCUCUUGGAACCCCAGACCUGCCAGUAUAUUCUUGGUGUUGAGUCGCCAGUGAUCUGUAAAGUCUUGGACACAGCCGAUGAGAACGGCCUUCUAUCCCUCCCCGGAUAGAAAUAAGACGUACUUACGUAGCGAAGAAGAUAAAUAUAAUAUUUGGCGUGAAAUGUACAUUUCUGAAGGAAAGCAGUGUGCCUGGACCCAGGAAGUGCUCAGUAUCCCUUUAAGAACAUUGAGUAUUUGCUCUAGACUGAGCUAGACUGGGUGAUGUUUGUCUUUUCUUGCAGCAGGUUUGUUGUUAAAAUUGUGAAAAUUCUGGUAUUGGUAAUUGUGGAGUUAAUUAAUUUUCUGAACUGCUGGUGAGCAUCUUUCUUUUUGGCACACUUUAAUGCAAUAAUUUUUGCCUGGGUUGUUUUUAACUGUUUAUUUAUUUCUGUUACUGCCGCGAGCAUUUUAAGUAAAGCAAGGGUGCAAGAAUUGAAACUUUCCGUGCACUGAAUAGUACGAGAUCUAAAAUGCCAAGUUGAGGUUGAACAGUUACGUAAUUCAAGCCAUUGAAAGCAUAAAGAGGACGAGGCACAGACGCAACAAGGUUACAGAACCGUCAGCUUUUAUUUUGGACAACAUCUGAACACAUACAAUGUUUCAUGUCGAAGCUAAAUAUAAUUUUAUGGCAGUUUCAUUACUACAUUUAAGUGGACGCUUCUAGGUGCUUCCAGUCAUACAUUUGUCUUUAGGGUGUGAAUUGUGUAUCUACAGUACACACCAAAACGAAUGCAGUCCGUAAGCUUUAAAUGCUUUAAUUCAGGGAUUUGUGGAUGGGUUUAAAAUUUGAAGUAAGUAAGUAAUUAAUUAAGACAUGCUCACUCAACAUAUAGUUUCAUGUGAGGAACAAAAUUAUUUCUACUGUUUUUCUACUGGAAAAAAAAAAAAAAACCAAACACCUUUUAAUAAAGGUGAAUCAAUGUUGACCAUCGUUAUGAUGUAGUCUUUGUUACUGCAGGAGCCUUAUUGCAGUCUUUAAUUCCAACAGGUCUUCCAGCUGAUAAAGGCUGUAAUAAAAUGUUGAAGGGCAGUAGAUUAUCUGUCGUAUUAUGUAUAAGCUCAUAAAUACAAAAGAGGUUUUUUUUAGAUCAGGUGCAGACAAAUUAAAUGGAAAACUAGAGGCAUUUUGCCGGCAUGGUUUGGGUACACCGGCCAUCUUAAAGGGAUUCAAUGCAAAGUUCUUCUCGUUACUUUUUAUCCUAUGACCCCAGACACCUAUGCGAGUGUUUGUAUGCGACCUGUUAGCACUAUUCACAAGCAUUAUUAAUACAAGUUAGUAUUAAAUACCAACUGAAACUAAAAAUGGCCCUUUGUUAACUUGUAGGAUUUAGGCAUCGAAGCUGUUCUGGUGACUUGUAGAAUCAUUGCGCCUUAACUAGACUUUUCCAUUAAUUUGUCACCCAUCUGAACGUCACAUAAAAUGGCCAGCACAUCAUACUAUAAAAGAAAGUAAUAUACAUCACACUAUAAAAGAAAACAGCUGAUUAAAACAAGCAUUCGUUUAUAACAAACACGAUCAUGUUUUGACUGUUGUGUCGUAUUUUCGUCUCUGAACGUUUUGGCUGGAAAUAAACACUCUAGAUCUCCAGA
This is a messenger RNA of Tachysurus vachellii, 3178 nucleotides long. RefSeq names its product endoplasmic reticulum lectin 1 (gene erlec1). The transcript has 14 exons. The record is from RefSeq and is a predicted model, not a curated record. Gene Ontology annotation, biological process: endoplasmic reticulum unfolded protein response; retrograde protein transport, ER to cytosol. NCBI's taxonomy places the organism in Eukaryota, Metazoa, Chordata, Actinopteri, Siluriformes, Bagridae. Bases 194 to 1657 code for a protein of 487 amino acids. Gene Ontology annotation, cellular component: endoplasmic reticulum lumen.